Pipistrellus kuhlii (Kuhl's pipistrelle) is the source of this 5443-nucleotide messenger RNA. RefSeq names its product ADAM metallopeptidase domain 12 (gene ADAM12). Lineage: Eukaryota; Metazoa; Chordata; Mammalia; Chiroptera; Vespertilionidae. Gene Ontology annotation, biological process: proteolysis. The coding region runs from base 169 to 3333 and encodes 1054 amino acids. The transcript is spliced from 24 exons. The record is from RefSeq and is a predicted model, not a curated record. Gene Ontology annotation, molecular function: metalloendopeptidase activity.
CUCUCAGAGCCGCUACCUGGGUCCCGCGAGCUCCCUGCGAGCCCAGCCGGCUGCAGCGAGCCGCCGAGUCAUCCUUUCCAGCCCGGCUGGAAAAGCUGGACCGGCCGCCGCCGCGUGUGCUUUCCUGGCAGCCGGCGCGGGCCGCGGCCACAUCAUCCCGGGGCGGGGAUGCGCGCUCGGGCCACGUCUGUGCCGCCGGCAGGGCCGCCCGGGGUGGGCGAGCGGCUGGGGGCGGGACCUGGCCGGGACCCCGCGCGGGCUCUAGGACCCGCGGGACGCCGGCGGCGGCGGGGAGACAGAUUUGCUCCGUGGGGACGGGACGGGCCGCCGGCCGCGGGUCCGGGUCCGUCUCUCCGGCUCCGCGCUCGCUCAGGACCUCCGCGGGCCGCGCCAGCCGCUCUGCGGAAAGUUUGUGAAUGUGAAAGCCUGGCCCGGUCCGGAGCCGACUCCCCCGAUCCCCCGGAGGGAACCCCGGGCCCGCCGCCCGGCGCGCUCGCCGCCCGCGUGGCAUGGUGCGCGCCCGCCGCGGGGCACGGGGAGCCGCUGCCGGAGGCGGAGACCAUGGCCGCGCGCCCCCCGCCCGCGCCCCCCGCCCGCGCCCUGCUGCUCGGCCUGGCCGCCGCCCUGCUGGCGCCCCGCGCCGCCGCCCGAGGCCUCGCCGUGGGACGCACCGUCGCGCCUGCUGCUCCGGCCGGGACGGAGGACGGGGCCUCGGCCUAUGAGGUGGUCCGCGCCGCGCUCUGGGACGGAGACUCCUGGCACCCGCUGCCCAGCGCCAGCGGCAAGGAUCACCCGGAAGUGCUGACGGUGCGGAUACAAGGGCAGAGCGAGGAGCUGAUCGUGAACCUGGAGCGAAAUGAAGGCCUCCUUGCCCGCGGGUUCACGGAGACCCACUACCUGCCGGACGGCACGGAGGUGUCCCUCGCGCGCAAUCACACGGGUCACUGUUACUACCACGGGCACGUGCGCGGCCACCCCGGCUCCACCGCCAGCCUCAGCGCCUGCGCCGGCCUCCGGGGGCUUAUUACGUUUGCAAAUAGAAGCUACGUCCUGGAGCCGAUGGACGGCGUCACAGACAGACACAAGCUCUUGGCGGCCGAGGCCCUGGGGGGCGCCUGGGGGGCGUGCGGAUCGGGCCCCAGCGCCGUGGGCCCCACGGCAGGCGGCGGGCACCCCCCGCCCUCCCGGACGCGGCGUAAGAGGGAGACCCCGCCGAUGACCAAGUACGUGGAGCUGGUGAUCGUCGCCGACAACCGCGAGUUCCAGAGGCAGGGGAAGGACCUGGAGAAGGUGAAGCAGCGGCUGAUAGAGAUCGCGAACCACGUGGACAAGUUCUACAGGCCGCUGAACAUCCGCGUGGUGCUGGUGGGCGUGGAGGUGUGGAACGACAUCGACAAGUGCCCCGUCAGCCAGGACCCCUUCGCCAGCCUGCACGAGUUCCUGGACUGGAGGAAGGAGAAGCUGCUGCCGCGGAAGUCCCACGACAACGCACAGCUUGUCAGCGGGGUGUACUUCCAAGGGACCACCAUCGGCAUGGCGCCCAUCAUGAGCAUGUGCACGGCCGAGCAGUCCGGGGGCAUCGUCAUGGACCACUCGGACAGCCCGCUGGGCGCGGCCGUGACGCUGGCCCACGAGCUGGGCCACAACUUCGGGAUGAACCACGACACGCAGGAGCGCGGCUGCAGCUGCCGGACGGCCCCCGGCAAGGGCGGCUGCAUCAUGAACCCCUCCACCGGGCUCCCGUUCCCCGCGGUGUUCAGCAGCUGCAGCCGCCAGGACCUGGAGGCCAGCCUGCAGAAGGGCGUGGGGAUGUGCCUCUUCAACCUGCCCGAGGUGCGGCCGGCCUUCAGGGGCCGCAGGUGCGGGGACGGCUACGUGGAGGACGGCGAGGAGUGCGACUGUGGGGAGCCCGAGGAAUGCACCAACCACUGCUGCAACGCCUCCACCUGCACCCUGACGCCGGGCGCCGUCUGCGCACACGGGCUGUGCUGCGAGCACUGCCAGCUGAAGCCGGCGGGCACGGCCUGCAGGGGCGCCAGCCACGCCUGCGACCUCCCGGAGUUCUGCUCGGGGGCCGGCCCACACUGCCCGGCCAACGUGUACCUCCACGACGGACACCCGUGCCACGGCCUGGACGGCUACUGCUACAACGGCGUCUGCCAGACCCACGAGCAGCAGUGCGUCACGCUCUGGGGGGCAGGCGCCAAGCCCGCCCCCGGGAUCUGCUUUGAGAGGGUCAACUCGGCUGGUGACCCCUACGGCAACUGCGGCAAAGACGCCAAGAGCUCCUUCGCCAAGUGCGAGACCAGAGACGCCAAGUGCGGGAAGAUCCAGUGCCAAGGAGGCGCCAGCCGGCCGGUCAUCGGCACCAACGCGGUUUCCAUAGAGACCAACAUCCCCCUGCAGGAAGGCGGCCGGAUCCUGUGCCGCGGGACCCACGUGUAUCUGGGCGACGACAUGCCGGACCCGGGGCUGGUGCUGGCCGGCACCAAGUGCGCGGACGGGAAGAUUUGCCUCAAUCGCCGGUGUCAGAACAUCAGCGUGUUCGGUGUCCACGAGUGUGCGAGGCAGUGCCAUGGCAGAGGGGUGUGUAACAACAGGAAGAACUGCCACUGCGAGGCCCACUGGGCGCCCCCCUUCUGCGACAGGUCCGGCUUCGGAGGCAGCACGGACAGCGGCCCCGUCCGGCAAGCAGGUCACCGCGGCCUCGCCGCCGGCGUGCUGGCCAGCGUCCUGAGCCUGCUCGCCGCCGGGCUCGCCGUGUAUCUCAAAAGGAAGACGCUGGUCCGGCUGCUGUUCACAGACCAGAAGACCCUGGAGAAGCUCAGGUGCGUGCGCCCCGCCCGGCCCCCCGGCGGCUGCCAGCCCGGCCAGGCUCCCCUGGCGCCGCUCAGCAAAGGCGGCCUGAGGAAGCCGGCGCCCUCCAGCUCCGCCACGGAACCAGCGAUGGAACCUGCAACCCAGGACAAUCCCAAGAGGCCGCCACAGGCUCAGAACGUCGCCAUCAGCAGGCCCCUGCAGGCCCCGGACCGGCCCCGGCCCCCCUCCCCGCAGCGCGUGCUCCCGACCCUGCACCAGGCGCCCCGCACGCCCAGCGUCCCCGCCAGACCCCUGCCGGCCACCCCUGCGCUCAGGCAGGCCCAGGCGGCCGGGAAGCCCAGCGCCCCGCAGAAGCCCCUGCCCGCAGUGCCUCUGAGCAGGACGGCCCGGCCCGCCCACGCCCCCGCCCGCGCCCCGGGCCCGGAGCUGGGGCUCCGCCUGGCGCCCCUCAGACCGGCUCCCAAGCGCCCACCCCCCGAGACCCGGCCCGCCCACACCGCGCCCUCCCAGUGAGCAGCUGGCACCGCCCUGUGGACAGUCUGCGCUGCCGUUCGGCUCCGGGAGCCCCUGCACCAGCCCCGGGGAGCCCCGUACCAGCCCCGGGGAGCCCCGUACCAGCCCUGCACCAGCCCCGGGGAGCCCCACACAACCCCGGGGAGCCCGCACAGCCCCUGGGAGCCCCACACAAUCCCGGGGAGCCCCGCACCAGCCCCGGGGAGCCCCGCACAGCCCCGGGGAGCCCCACACAAUCCCGGGGAGCCCCACACAACCCCGGGGAGCCCGCACAGCCCCGGGGAGCCCUGUACCUGCCCCGGGGAGCCCCGCACAGCCCCGGGGACAGUCUGUGCUGCCAAUCGGCUCCGGGAGUCCCUGCACCAGUCCUGGGGAGCAUGUACCAGCCCCAGGGAGCCCCACACAAUCCCGGGGAGCCCUGCACAGCACCGGGGAGCCCCACACAAUCCCGGGGAGCCCCGCACAGCACCGGGGAGCCCCGCACCAGCCCCAGGGAGCCCGCACAGCCCCGGGGAGCCCCACACAAUCCCGGGGAGCCCCGCACCAGCCCCGGGGAGCCCGCACAGCCCCGGGGAGCCCCGCACAGCCCCGGGGACAGUCUGCGCUGCCGUUCGGCUCCGUGGAAGCUCGGCACUAGCCUGGGCUUCGAGGCGGAGAAUGCGAUCUGCGGCCGGCGGCCGAUGCUCGGUGCUGCCUCAGGUACUCUAAGUUAUUAAUUUAUGCGGACGCCGUGGUGUCCCCAUCACCGCGUUCUCCUGGCUCCUCACAGUUUUGUGAACCUGGACGGCCACGCCUGGUUGACAGAACCGGCCAAAGACACAAGGCAUGCGGCCCGCGGGCCACGGGUUUGACAUGCUUGCCACAGACAGAAACAGCCGCUGUCACAGGGGUCAGCUUCUUAACGAUCAGGCGAAGGAAGCCCUACGCUUGCAAAAACCGCACCCAGACGCCCUGCUGGGUUCGCCGUGCUGGGUUCUCCCCCCCCCCUUCCUCUCUGAAGCGUCUGAAAUCACAUGUUAGCACCCAUCGGAGGAAGAACCCUAAGUUACUCGAAAGUUCUCUGGAGGCGUCCUAUGGUCCGGGCUCAGCUGCAGAAAGAACACUUGCAGCUGCCUGUUGCGCAUCACAGAGCGAGAUGGGUGACGUCCUCAUCCUCACUGCCAUGAGCCAUCCCUCAGCCUCUUCCUCUCCAGCUGUCUGCCGCAGAGCCAUUUGCACAAGGACGUCCUGCGGACACUGUCCGACGGCAGGCGAGGCACAAUCCCGCGUCCGCGCUGUCCCCUGGGGCAGCGGUCGGCAAACUCGGCAGCCCACAGAGCCGACUAUCCCCAGCACAACCAUCGACAUUUCUUUGGAGAGCCAAGUUUUUAAACUUAAACUUCUUCUAAUGCCACUUCUUCCAAACAGACUCGCCCAGGCCGUGGUGUUCUGUGGAAGAGCCGCACUCAGGGGCCAGAGAGCCGCACGUGGCUCGCGAGCCACGGUUUGCCGACCACGGCCCAGGGGUCACGGCAGCCGUCGUCAGUGCCUGAAGCAGAGGCGGAGCGGACCAAGGACCCCGUCUGCCGCCCGCAAACGAGGCCUCAGCGAGCUCCCCCGAGCCCCCCUCGGUAUCUAGGCAACAGGGUACUCGGGACCGUGGGUGGUGAGGCCACGGCACACAUGCGCACACGUGCACACACACACGCACAUGCACACACACACGCAUGCCGCCAGCUCCUCAGCCGUGACAUCAGGACUAACUCCCUGGAAGCACCGCGCCGUGGCAGGCGGCGUUACUGCCCACGAGCAGACACGGGGUCGCUGUGACCGCAGUUACACUCAGGACCAGUGUUAAGGCCAAAACAGACGCGGAGAAGUUCUCAGACUUUUUAGGGUGUGUGUGUGUGUGUGUGUGUGUGUGUGUGUGUGUGGAGACGCCCCAGUCCUCCUGCGGGAGGAAGAGGGGGUGGGCUGGGCUGCGUCGGAGAAGCCAUCCCCGCGUCAUCGCGGGCCCCGGACGGCUGCAGUCACGGCAGCCCCAUCCCUGCAGCUCUAGCCUCGCACCCCUGCUGCCCGCACGAUAUGUUAAAGGGGCAGGACUUCCAAGAUGCAAUACCCUGUUUCCCUG